Messenger RNA from Mangifera indica (mango), 1329 nucleotides. RefSeq names its product UPF0481 protein At3g47200-like. The record is from RefSeq and is a predicted model, not a curated record. The coding region runs from base 1 to 1329 and encodes 442 amino acids. The transcript has a single exon. Lineage: Eukaryota; Viridiplantae; Streptophyta; Magnoliopsida; Sapindales; Anacardiaceae.
AUGAAUGCUGUCAUUAAACAUGGAGACCUGAUCCAAAAGUUGCUAGAUGACACUGAUGAAAGCCUGGAGUUCGAUUCUGUUCUUGAUCUGUGCCGUAUAUACAGGGUGCCUGAAAACAUUCGAAGAGGAAAUGAAGAACUUUACACUCCUCUGUUAAUUUCUAUUGGUCCUCUUCAUCAUGGCACACCAAAAUUGGCCGUUAUGGAAAAUAAGAAAAAACAGUAUCUGAAAAGUUGUUGUGAACGAACAAAAACAGAGAAUAUAGAUCGUAUUCUAAGUUUUAUCGAGGACAAUGAAAGAACCAUCCGUGCUUGUUAUGCGGAAGCAUCUACACUUGAGAGUCUUGAGUUUGUGAUAAUGAUCCUAUAUGAUUCUAUCUCCAUCAUAGAGCUCUUCCUUAGAGAGAGAUUUCAAGAUAGAAGUGACAUAUCACCAAAUAAAAUUUCACUAUGCAGAGACUUGCAGUUAUUCGAAAAUCAACUUCCAUACUUUGUUCUUGAGAAAAUAUACAAGUUAGCUUUUGAUGUCAGUUACAGCAAUCCUUCCUUAAUGGAGCUUUCUUGCUACUUUUUUGGGGACACAACAAGUGUGGAGCACGGUUGCUACCUUUCGAGAUUAACAGAAGGGGAGUCAGUUAAACAUUUCACGGAUUGGAAAAGAAUCACUUUGCUCAAAAGCGACCCAGGGUACGCAGAACUUCCAAAAGAAUUCUCAGGAGAACUUCCAAAAGAAUUUUCAGGAGAGCGGGUCUAUAAUUUACCUUGUGCAGUGAAGCUUCAUGAGUCAGGGGUAAAGUUUAUUCGUAAAAAAAUUGCGAAGAACAUAUUUGAUAUAAAAUUUAAAAAGCGAAAGCAGUUGAUCCCAUUUUUUAAAGUCGAUGAAUUGCAGAUACCACAACUGUCAGUAAAUAAGUGGACCCAAGGUGAAUUCGGAAACAUUAUUGCUCUCGAGCAAUGUCUUUACCCAGACAAUGCUCUAGUUUGCAACUAUGUUGAAUUGAUGGCCCAUCUUAUCAACACUAAAGAGGACGUGGAUUUGCUUGAUGAAAGAGGAAUUAUUUCCAAUCAAACGGGGGACAAUGUUUUAGUGGCAAAUAUGUUUAAGAAAUUUAAUGUACUUGCAGGACCAACGUCAUACAAUCAGGUAUGCGCCGACCUAAAACGGCACUACAACAAUCCGUGGAACAGGGUCAAGGUAAAUUUGAAAAUAGGAACUUUGAAAAGAGUGUAUUUCAACAAUCCAUGGAAAGGUGCAGCAACUGUUGCGGCAAUAAUACUCUUGCUUCUAACUGUCGUACAAACUAUAUGUUCUAUCUUACAAGUUACGUAA